Messenger RNA from Scaptodrosophila lebanonensis, 2494 nucleotides. RefSeq names its product spermatogenesis-associated protein 5-like protein 1. NCBI's taxonomy places the organism in Eukaryota, Metazoa, Arthropoda, Insecta, Diptera, Drosophilidae. Gene Ontology annotation, molecular function: ATP hydrolysis activity; ATP binding. Bases 171 to 2345 code for a protein of 724 amino acids. The record is from RefSeq and is a predicted model, not a curated record. The transcript has 3 exons.
CACCUAUUUUGCAUUUACAACCCACAGUCGUCCGCUAGCGUCUGUUGGCAGUUGUCUAUCGAUUACUCUGUAUUCCCGGCAUCGAUAACACGCGUAAGCAGCUGGCCGGUGUAUUUGAAUAAACAGCUGAUCGAUGGCUGAGAUGCUGGUACAUUGCACUGAUUUCUAAUAUGUGCUCCAUUUUGGCUUUUCCGCUGGAAUUGCUGGACAAAUCUGAACACGAGCCCCAACGCUGCUAUGUAACAUAUGGUGAGGAGAUAACGGAACCGAAAAUACCUGUUUGGGCCAAGUGCUUGCUGCAGGAUGACAGCUACGCCAUAUGCAGAGUGUUGGCGCGUGCCGGCACGGAAACCUGUUGCUUUAUGGAUGACUUUGUGACCUCUACUCCACACUUUAACGUCAAUAAUAAGCGUCUAACGAAAAUUGUGCCGCUGACAACGGUGAAUCGCGUUGAGAAAGUUGCCUGUGUAUUGACCAUAACUGCGGAAUUAUUACAAAGAUCACAGAUUUCUGUAGAAGAUCUGCGCGAUGAUGUACAUUCCUUUCUGCGAUAUCUGAUGCUGACCAAGGGAUGUGUCGUACAGCACAAGCGGCUCAAGCAAUUGGGCAUUGCCAGUGUGGAAAUAUUUGAAGUGCCGGAUUUGGAAGAGAACGAGUGUUUUGAGCUGAAGCGCGAUACCAACUUGCUCAUUGUGGACGUACGCUUGGAACUAUCACAAGCAUUACCAACCACAUUCACCUUUUACCCGCAUGGUUUUGAGUGCGCUUUGCAGGCAUUAGAGGAUUUGCUAAGCACCUCAAGAAGUGACCAAGGCAAGGAAUUGCCUUUGAAUGCCCUGAUCGUGGGUGCUGUAGGCAUAGGCAAAAGCACUCUGCUGGCAGAGUUUAUGCGGCGACACCGAUGCAAUUGCUUUUAUGUGACAGCGUCCCAAGUGUUGCGCGCGUAUCCCGGCGAAACGGAAGAGGAGCUCCGGAAAACUUUUGAGGCUGCUCACACAUAUUGCGAAGUAUUCCAGCCGUUGCUACCCGUAGUCAUUCUGCUGGAGGACUUGGAAAUGUUCUGUCCUGCGACUACAAGCGAUGCCAAAAACUCGAGUAAUGCCUUGCGCAUCUCUGCCCAACUAUACAAACUGGUCGAUGAGUUGCCACGACGAUCCAAUCGUAUCCUGUGCCUGGCUACGAGCAGCGCGCCGCAUUCGCUGCACGAAUAUACGCGUCGAGCCGGUCGCUUUGCCAAUGAGAUUGUCAUAGACAUGCCCACAGAGCUGCAGCGCCAACACUUGUUUGCCUGCUACUUCACGGCGCAAUACCCACAUGACCUAAGUCCCGCCUUGAUGGAGCAUGUUGGCCAACACACCCAGGGCUAUGUGGUGGCCGAUUUGGCACUGCUCAUGCGCCAGUUGCAAAAUAAACUAUUGCUGCAAAGUACAGAAGUUGUGCAAAUUGAAGAGGUGAUAAAACAGACGUUGCUUCAGUGCCAACCAAGUGCCUCGCGCUCCAAUGAUGUGCGCGUGAUGAGAAUGACUGAAGGAUUCGAGAUCAUUGGCGGUAUGGCAACGCUCAAGCGUACACUACAGGUCUCUAUACUUGCGGGUCUCAAGCAGAGCGCUGCCUUUGCACGCUUUGGCCUGAGUUUGCCCAAAGGGGUGCUGCUCUAUGGUCCGCCCGGCUGCGCGAAAACUACCAUAGCCAAGUGUCUGGCCAAGGAAGCGCACAUGACAUUCAUAUCCACAUCUGCUGCUGAGGUAUAUUCGCCCUAUGUGGGCUGUGCUGAGCGUUUUGUAACGCGUAUUUUCGAUACGGCGCGUAAGAAUGCGCCGUGUCUGAUAUUUCUGGAUGAGAUUGAUGCACUUGUGGGUCGACGCACAAUCUCCAGCGGUGGUAGCGGCAGUGGCGACGUACAGAUGCGCAUUCUGUCCACACUACUUACCGAAAUGGAUGGCAUUGUUGGUGGCGACAGUCAGCACCACAUACUAGUUGUGGCGGCCACCAAUCGGCCGGAUAUGAUCGACGAUGCCCUAAUACGACCAGGACGCUUUGAUAAAUUGAUACAUGUGCCUGCACCGGAUUCGGACUCUCGUCUGGCUCUCCUGCAACUUCAUGCCAAGCGCAUGCCCUUUGAUAGUUCAGUGGAUAUUAAAGAGAUUGCCGAACGCACUGAACGCUACUCUGGCGCCGAUCUGUGUAACUUGUGUAAUGAAGCGGCUAUGCGGGCACUUCAACGUGACUUUGAUGCCAUAUCCAUUCAAAUGCAGGACUUUGAAGAGGUGCUGGGCCGGGUUAAGUCAUCGCUUACACAAAGUCAAAUCGAUGGUUACUAUAAGUUUGCCUACAGAUUUUUGUAAUAAAUACAUAUGUAAUUUACUUGAGAUGAUUGUGCCAAGAAUUUAAAAUAUUAAGAAACCUUAUGGGACCGCUUAUUAGCAUGUUUAACAUGUUUGAGAAGAAAAGGAAAUAAUUUCAAAUAAAAGUGGUAAAUGUUAUAAAAUUGAAA